AUGAAACCCUCACUCGGCGCAUGUUUCCUAUUAUUCGCCCUGGCCAGAGCACACGGCCAACACUCUCACGAAGACACCGUAAGACCAGAAGACGACUGGGCACUGUACCACAUGCAAGAAGAACACCACAUAUCCAACUUUGACCCAUCUUCGUUCUUCUCCCUGCACGACUUCAACAACGACGGCGUCUGGACGCCGGACGAGGUGCGCAGAACCUACGGCCUCGACGACGAGUCUCUACAGUCCACCCCUGCGGACGCAAAGGACAAGGCGGUCCUGGACGUCUUCAAGAUCUUCGACGUCGGGAGCAGCGGCAUCAUCACGCGGGACCAGUGGCUGGACGGGGUCCGCGCUGGCAAGAAACUGCCAGACUCGGGCCUCGGACCAGGCCACCACGGCGACGACGAGUACGAGUACGAAAUCCACCAUUUUGAAAAGUUCCACGACGAGAACACCAAGGAGGAAGACCUGAUCCAUCCCGAAGACAUUGCGCAUUUCCGAAAACACGACAUGAUGGAGGACGAGGCGGAGCGGGUGCUGCGGGAACAGCAACAGAACAUCGUCGAGAAGAACAUUCCCAUGAAGUUCAGAAAGCAGCAGUGA
Messenger RNA from Exophiala spinifera, 603 nucleotides. RefSeq lists its product as uncharacterized. Lineage: Eukaryota; Fungi; Ascomycota; Eurotiomycetes; Chaetothyriales; Herpotrichiellaceae. Gene Ontology annotation, cellular component: extracellular exosome; endoplasmic reticulum-Golgi intermediate compartment. The transcript has 2 exons. Gene Ontology annotation, molecular function: calcium ion binding. The record is from RefSeq and is a predicted model, not a curated record. Bases 1 to 603 code for a protein of 200 amino acids.